Messenger RNA from Wasmannia auropunctata (little fire ant), 1206 nucleotides. Its product is annotated as odorant receptor 13a-like. Bases 1 to 1131 code for a protein of 376 amino acids. Gene Ontology annotation, biological process: detection of chemical stimulus involved in sensory perception of smell; sensory perception of smell. The record is from RefSeq and is a predicted model, not a curated record. Gene Ontology annotation, cellular component: plasma membrane. NCBI's taxonomy places the organism in Eukaryota, Metazoa, Arthropoda, Insecta, Hymenoptera, Formicidae. Gene Ontology annotation, molecular function: odorant binding; olfactory receptor activity. The transcript is spliced from 6 exons.
AUGUAUCCGACCAGUACUGUCAGUCGACCGGUCGAAAUCGGUCUCCGACUUACUGGGAUAUGGCCGGACUCUUCGAUUUUCUUCAGACUGCUUUGGACGUUGGUGAUGGGAACAGGGCUGAUCUUCCAGUAUCAUUACCUUCUCAUACACUUUAGCACCAAGGAGCUGCCGAAUCUCAUUGACGGUUUAAGUACCACCUUGCCGUACAAUCUCCUUUUCAUCAAGCUGGUUGUCCUAUGGGUUAAUAACCGAAUAUUCAUCGACAUCCUGACGGCGAUGUCCAACGACUGGCACGAGUAUCCCAACAUGUACGCUAUGAUCGACAAGGCGGUCCUCGCGCAUCGCUGCUCGAAAUUGACCAUCGGUGUUUACUCGACAGCGGUGAUGCUUUACAGUACCGCGUCCAUCAACUUUCGCAAGCAGACCGACGAUGAUUGCCGAGAGAUGCUGAUAAAGAUGGAGUUACCCUUCGAAUUCUGUGAAUCACCAAUCUAUGAGAUCGUGACGUGCGUGCAAUUCGUUCACCUGAUGGCUGUGGCUUCCGCCAUAGGUAUGCUUGACGCAUUAAUGGUUACAUUGAUGCUGCACAUUGGUGGACAAAUAGAUAUUAUGCAACAAGAAGUGGAAAAGAUUUGCCCGAAGGAUAACGAAUAUGAUUUGCCCACUGCCUUUGUGAGAUCCUUGAUCAAUAAGCAUAAUAAAAUUAUCGCUUUCUCGGACAGCAUUGAGAGUCUUUUCUCUCACAUCGCGCUGAUGCAAUUCUUUUCGAAUACGUUGAUCAUAUGUUGCAUCGGAUUCCUCAUAGUAACUUCUUUGGGCACAGGUGAAGGCAUCAGGAUGUUAGUGAAGACCCUGUUUUUUUAUAUUGCUAUUACUUUGGAGGCGUUUAUCUUCUGUUUCGCUGGUGAAUAUUUGAGUAAUAAGAGCCAAACGAUCGGCAAUGCUGUAUAUGAAUCUGUUUGGUAUACUCUCAAGCCUCGGGAUUGCCGUAUUUUACUAUUUGUAAUAAUGAGAUCGCAAAGACGGUUGACGAUCACUGCGGGAAAGUUUUUGGAUUUAUCGCUGGAAGGAUUUACAAACAGUUUGAAAGCCUCCGCGUCGUAUAUAUCUGUUUUAUAUGCAAUGUAUUGAUGCUGAAGGAACUGUGUAUACACGCUGUGAGAAAGUCACAGUAUUAUUUAUUACCUUUUCUAUAAAUUAAUUGUA